Messenger RNA from Photinus pyralis (common eastern firefly), 2654 nucleotides. Its product is annotated as zinc finger protein 2-like. The record is from RefSeq and is a predicted model, not a curated record. The transcript has 2 exons. Lineage: Eukaryota; Metazoa; Arthropoda; Insecta; Coleoptera; Lampyridae. Gene Ontology annotation, molecular function: RNA polymerase II cis-regulatory region sequence-specific DNA binding; DNA-binding transcription factor activity, RNA polymerase II-specific. Gene Ontology annotation, biological process: regulation of transcription by RNA polymerase II. Gene Ontology annotation, cellular component: nucleus. Bases 272 to 2641 code for a protein of 789 amino acids.
UGCACUAAACAGUCGUAGCUUAUACAUCGCACGGUUAUGUUGCCACAACGUCGCCUGGUCACACGUUUUUUUUCUAUUAUUUUGAGUUGAUUUGGUUACAAUUUAAUUUUUGCACGUUUGGAACGUUUUGAUUUAUGCCGGAGUGAUGUGCUGGGUCUGUGUGUAAAUGUGAUCAGUGUUCAAAUGGUUUGGUGACUCUGGUGUUUUUGUGGAUGACAUGCUUUAGGAAUGUUCUCAGGGCGUCCAGUGGGCGAGCAUGUGAUGCGCCGCGAUGCCCACUUUGUCCGCGGCGCCUGAGCUCUGUUCCGGCGGCCGCAUAGAGCGGCACAAACUCGAAUCGACCAUUAUGAGCCCAGAGCAAGAAGCAAGUCCGCCUCCUGCUGCACCAGGAGCGUCUCCCCCUCCGCCGCCGUCCACAAAUCUACCAUCACCAAGCAUAUCGCAACAAGAUACAUCGGAUGUGGAGCAAUUCUCCGGCAAGAUCGUGUACAACCCCGACGGUUCCGCUUACAUCAUCGAAGAUUCGGAGAGCGAAAAUGAAAGCACCGCGAUUCCUAAUAUUCCAGAGAUCGUUCCACCUCUCCAGGCUGUUUACGUGUCGCGAUUACUUCGUCAGGCGACAAGGCAGGCGGAACCGCCGGCGGUGCACAGUUAUCGUGUCGUAGCGUUAAGGGACGCGAGACCUCCGAGGCCGGCAUCGGUACCAAUUAAACCAAUUUUAAUGUGCUUCGUGUGUAAACUCAGUUUUGGUUUUGCGCGAUCGUUUGCCAAUCACGCUCAAGCAGAACACGGGGUUACGCUACAGGACACUGAACGUGAAGUGCUAGCGGCGGACAGUUCGGCAAUUUUGCAAUGCGUGGGUGCCGAGAAGAUACCGAUAGUGUCGCUACUGGAACCUCUCGGUACCACUCAGUCCGCGUCUGAGAAUCACAUGGGUACGAUUUCCAUCACGUCGAACCUGCUACGCGGCGAACAACCAUCACCUUCCUCCGAGAUGCCGCCGACGUCUUCACGAACCACGCCUGGAAAAUCACCGUCCCCUCCUUUUGUACAUCCUCCUGCCUUUCUGUCGGGCACCACGAUCGGUGUCUGUCCCGAGCAUAUCCAGGGUCGACCUUCGGGGGUGGACUGCACGAGGUGCGAGAUGAUUUUGGCGUCCGGUAGAUUGGGACCUGCAGGUCUGGGCAAUGUGCAUAGUAGAAAUUCUUGUAAAACACUUAAGUGCCCCAAAUGUAAUUGGCACUACAAAUACCAAGAAACGUUAGAAAUUCACAUGAAAGAGAAGCAUCCAGAGACUGAGACCAGUUGUAUAUAUUGCAUAGCUGGUCAACCCCACCCUCGCCUGGCGCGGGGUGAAACAUACACGUGUGGUUACAAACCUUAUCGUUGCGAGGUUUGUAAUUACUCAACCACAACCAAAGGUAAUCUCAGUAUACAUAUGCAAUCGGAUAAGCACUUGAACAACAUGCAAGAGUUGCAAAACGGAGGAGCGCCCACGACGGAUUCCCGACAGUCAUCUCCAAAGGCUCCCCCAAUCCACCACUCCCCUGUAAGUAGCGGCCAUAAACCCAAACCCAGCUUUCGUUGCGACGUUUGCAAUUACGAAACAAACGUGGCGAGGAACCUGCGUAUCCACAUGACAUCAGAAAAGCAUACGCACAACAUGCUGGUGCUACAGCAGAACGUGAAGCACAUGCAGACACUAUCCGCGCUGCACCACCAGCAACAGUCACAGCAGCACAUGGAGAACCUCUACGGCAUGUACCCGGGUCUUGGAGACAAACCAGAAGCGGCUUUGGCCGACAUGGCCUACAAUCAGGCCUUGUUGAUACAAAUGAUGACCGGCGGACAACUGCCAGGGCACGCGGGUCCCGCCGAAAUGGCCGUGCACUCCGACAUGGGUCUCAAUCCGGACACGAUGGAGCCGCCGCCCGAACCCGCGGAUCCCGAUCCGCAGAAAACCUACCACUGUUGCGUUUGCAAUCUUUUUAGUACGGACAAUCUCGAAGAUUUAGGUCGACACUUGGCGCAAGAUCGGACGAGGUUGCGAGAGCAGGAAAUUUUAGCACUAAUCGCGGGCCACUACGUCUGCAAGUUGUGCACGUACAAAACUAACCUAAAAGCUAACUUCCAACUACAUUGUAAGACUGAUAAACAUCUACAGAGACUGCAACACGUGAACCAUGUUAAGGAAGGUGGACCUAGAAACGAGUGGAAAUUGAAGUACGCGUCAACGCCUGGUGGUGUACAAAUACGGUGUAACGCUUGUGAUUAUUAUACAAAUUCGGCGCAUAAGCUCCAACUUCACGCCGCCGGCGGACGGCACGAGGCGGGCGUUGCGCUUUUAAAGUACCUGGAGGAGCGUUGCUCUUCGUUCAGACAUGAACAGCCGCGCGUGUUUCAUUGCGUUCUCUGUGGUUUCUCAUCAACGAAUCGUUUACCUUUGUUACAACACAUCAAAUCCCUAAAACAUCUCCAUUUAGAACAGUUACAUCAGCUGCAAAGGCGAGCCGAGGGGAAGGAGACGACGGCCGACAUCGGGGAGGUUUUCCAAGUAGUCCCAGGACCCUUCGAUCAACAGACACCUGGUGAGUCAUUUAGGUGUCUCGCUUUUUUUUGGGUGGCGGUUAGUUUCACAUAAAAAUUUACCUUUA